This is a messenger RNA of Pecten maximus, 763 nucleotides long. RefSeq lists its product as uncharacterized. The transcript has 2 exons. Lineage: Eukaryota; Metazoa; Mollusca; Bivalvia; Pectinida; Pectinidae. Bases 207 to 545 code for a protein of 112 amino acids. The record is from RefSeq and is a predicted model, not a curated record.
UUUGACCAUGCAAACGGGAGAUGUUGUGAUAGUAUGGCUUCCGUCGGGACAUCUGAGAAAAUGUAUACCAUCGACAUCAGAAAAACCGACGAUCCGACAAGAUUCUAUUUUCACAAGAAUUGAUAUUCAGCGUGGAUAUUAUCAAAACGCAAGCCAAUAUUUUAGAAGCAUGGAUACAGUUUUGAAAAUUUCACGGCAUUUUCACCAUGAAGAGAGGAGCAGAUCAGACAUCCAUCAGCUCCUUUUUUGGAACUCCGUCCAAACGACAAGCGAUUGAAACGAGCGAUGGAAAACCUGCAAACAACAGCCCGAAAUCGACUAAACACCGAGAUGCAUUUUAUAAGCCAUGGCUACAGAAGUACACAUGGAUUGUGCAUGAAGAUGACGAAGGCAUGUUCUGUGCUCUGUGCACAAAACAUAAGCAACUUCCAAGGAAUGGCAGCACAAGCUGGAUUAAGACACCUUGCCAGUCCUACAGGGAAGAUGCUAUUAGGAGGCAUCAAGAUUCAACAUGCCAUAUUGUUGAAAUUAUGUUGUGUAUUUAAAUAAUAUUACAUUCUUGUCAUUAAAUAGUUGCUAUAUAAGUUGAUUUGUAGAUUUGUAUAACUAUUAUAGAUCUAUGUAAUAGUUGCUAUUAAUAUAAUUUAAGUUAAUUUAUUUAGAUAUUAUAGUGCAAUUAUUAAAUAAUUGAAAUGUUUUAUCUUUAAACUUGACAAUGUAUUAUGAUCUUGAUAUGAAUGUUUAUUUAUACCAGUAAUAGUUG